Molecule: messenger RNA, 1719 nt
Organism: Chelonus insularis
Lineage: Eukaryota; Metazoa; Arthropoda; Insecta; Hymenoptera; Braconidae
Product: mpv17-like protein 2
Exons: 5
Coding region: 363-1001 (212 amino acids)
Biological process (GO): mitochondrial ribosome assembly; cellular response to reactive oxygen species
Cellular component (GO): mitochondrion; cytoplasm; membrane
Source: RefSeq, a predicted model, not a curated record
AUUACGAAAUGUCAGUCUGUUCCUAGGAGUCUUUGUCGAAGGAUGAAGACAAGCAUUAACAAUUUAGUUUGAUUCUUGAAUAAUUAUUGUAUAAUAUUAACAACUAUUAAAGAGUCUACUUAGACUCUUGUUAAUUUUUUAACAAGUUUUUGGAAGUCGUGGAAAGUUAUGCCACGGCGCCAACCAAGUAGACCCAUUUUCCGUCUUUAUAAACGUCAAAGGAUCAAGAAUAGUCACGAGGAUACUAUUAAAUAAUCAGGACUUUAUUUGUUUUGAGGAUAAAACACGUCAACUGUUGAAUUGAAAAUUCGUCAGUUGGAUAUUUAAAUUAUUAUUGGAGUCAUUGGAAAUUCCAACCAUAAAUGAGCUUCUUCAGAAAACUAUUCUUUGGGAAGUACCUUAUGAUCACAAAUACUGUGAGUGGCGGGCUGAUGAUGGGUAUUGGAGACUUUUUGCAACAAAGAAGAGAACAAUGGAAACAGAAAUAUAUUGAUUCAGCUAAUGAGUUGGAGAACAUGGUGCAAGAUGGAUUAUCUUUCACACUAACACAAUGCUCUAAUAAUUUUAUACAAGGACCGAAUCAACCGAUUGUCCUUACUAAUCUACAAAAUCAUGAUAUUACUCGUACUAAAAAUAUGGCUACAAUUGGUUUGAUGCAAGGUCCUUUUAAUCAUUAUUUUUACGUUCUUCUCGAUCGGUUCCUACCAGGAAAAACAGUAGUUUCUCUUGCAAAAAAAACUAUUAUUGAUCAAUUUGUGGGCAGUCCUACAAAUCUUGUUAUGUUCUUCUUUGGACAUGAACUGCUUGAACAACGAAACCCAAGGGAAGUUUAUAAGGAUAUUGUUGAAAAAGUCAUUGAAACAUACAAAAUUGAUUGUUGUUUUUGGCCUCCAACACAAUUGUUAAACUUUAUGUUCGUACCAAUACAAUAUCGUGUAAUUUACGUAAAUAUUAUGAACGUCAUUUGGAAUGUAUUUUUAUCAUACUCAAAAUAUAUGUAAAAAUAAUUUUGAUGAUGCUGCAUAAAUGAAAGGUAUCAAGUAAUGAGACUAAUUGAUAAUAAUAUCAAUAAAUCUUUUCAUAUUAAAAUGAAGAUAUGCUGACUAUAGUGUAAGAAGAAACUUGGAGAAAAAUAUCAUGAUGUCAUCAUGUUCCUAGAUUAAUGGAAAAUUUAACACGAUAAAAAAUUCAUAUCACUAUUAUUAUCUUUACAGACUUAUAUUCUAUUGUUUGUCAAUAACAAAGAUCGUUUCCGCAAAAAUAUUUAUCAAACUUUCUGAUAUUUAUCGUAUAAACGAUCACUUUGAUCAUUAUCAUUUAUAAACAAUAACACGUGCUUGUUACUUCUUUAAUAAAUAAUUUAUGUAUGAUAAAAAAUUUGAUCAAAAAGUUGGUAAAGACUGGUAAUUAGUGAUAAAAAUUUUGUUGUAUCUCUACAGUCGCCAGCUUGCAAAUAUACACAAGAAUUGUCAUAGGAAUCAUGAGUAAAUAAGAAUAAUAAAAAAACAAUACAUUGUUACAAUUAAACAUUGCACAAUCUUUUGUGGGUAGAUCGAGAUCUUGAUAUAGAUUUCAUAUCACACAGAUCCCCGUCGGAGCGGCGCCAAAACUCCUGACAUCAAUGUGCAACAAGUGAAUUUAUUUAUCAUCAAUUUUUAAUUAAUAUUCUGUUUUUAUAACUAUUGUAUUAUAAACAAAUAAAAUAUAAUGUUCCGUUUA